Messenger RNA from Closterium sp. NIES-67, 1368 nucleotides. The record is from the annotation of a GenBank genome assembly. Lineage: Eukaryota; Viridiplantae; Streptophyta; Zygnematophyceae; Desmidiales; Closteriaceae.
CCCAGGGUUUCAGAGACAGCUCUUUUCCCCCCCUGCCUUUCAUGCACCCGAGUAGAGCCUGUGUUGUGCAGUUGUUGAUGGAGGAACGGUCCGGCUCGCCUGCUAGGUUUCGGAUAGGGUAUGCUCUGGUGCAGAAGAAAAUCAACAGCUUUCUGCAGGAAAAGCUCAAGAGAGAGUCUAUCAGGAAAGGGAUUGAGCUUGUACAAAUAGAUCUGUCGAAACCGCUGUCAGAGCAAGGACCGUUUGACGCUAUUCUUCACAAGAUUCCGUCGCAACAGUGGUAUGAGGAGCUGGAGGAAUAUCAGCUGAGCAGACCAGAUGUGCUCGUCAUUGACCCCCCGGAAGCCAUCUCGCGGUUAUACAAUCGUAUUUCCAUGUUACAGGCCGUCGACGACAAGUUACAAUACGAGUGUGGAUGCAUCGUGGGGAUCCCUAAGCAAAUUGUGGUUCACGAGAAGCAGUCCGUAACCGACAGUUUCGCGACGUCCGGCCUCUCCUUUCCUGUCAUCGCGAAACCGCUGCUAGUAGACGGAACGCCGAAGUCGCAUCUUAUGUGGCUUGUUUACAACGAGGAAGGCUUGAAGAAGCUUCUACCGCCUUUUGUUCUUCAGCAGUUUGUCAACCACGGUGGUGUGAUUUUUAAGGUCUAUGUCGUGGGGAAUCAAGUGAAGUGUCUCCGACGAAAGUCAUUGCCUGAUCCUCAACCGCAAGACCUCGCAAACCCUGAUGGAUUAAGAUCGUUCUGUCAGGUGUCUAAUCUCCCUGGCUUGGGAAGGAAGGGAGGAGAGGUAGCUGAUGCGAGCCUUUCACACGUGGAACUACCGCCAGCCGAUUUAAUGAUUUCGAUUUCUUCCAGACUGAGAAAGAACCUGGGUCUGAGGUUGUUCAACUUCGAUCUGAUUCGAGACAGGAACUGCAGCAGACGAUUUUACAUUGUGGACAUCAACUAUUUUCCAGGCUUCGCGAAGAUGCCUGGUUACGAGCACGUGAUGUCGGAUUUUUUUGCGAGCCUGGCCAAGGAGAAGAGAACUCAGAGCAUAGAGGAGCCUGCCGCUCAGCUGGUUGAGCGGGCAGUUUGCUGCUAACGCCAAGAUAAUGCCUGAGAGCCGGCAGCAGUGAUUUUUAAAUCUGCUGCCACUUUACUUCCAGGCCAGCAGUUGGACCAUAAAGCUGCGGGUAGAGCACACAAAGGGACUUGUAUAUUCUGGCAACCGUUACUGACCCAGUCGCUGUAGUUCACUCCAUCGAUGUACCUUAGGCUUUUAAUGCAAAUGUUUGUAUGGUAUGGUACUCUUCUUCAAGCGGUUCGCCUGCCUUGCUGUAUCGUGAAACAACAUCCCUUGGUGUGCUUACUUGGGGUUUUACUAC